Microbotryum saponariae is the source of this 345-nucleotide messenger RNA. The record is from the annotation of a GenBank genome assembly. NCBI's taxonomy places the organism in Eukaryota, Fungi, Basidiomycota, Microbotryomycetes, Microbotryales, Microbotryaceae.
AUGGUGAAGGUGAACGUAAGCGUCUUCGGUUCUUUCUUACGUGUUGCAAUCUGUUGAAGACGCAAGCACAGACUGACAUAGAAUGUUUGAACAUCUAGGAUGAAGGUCAAGGAGAAGGGGCCGAGGUGGAUAUACCCGAGUCUCGCGUUUUCAAUUAUUUGCCUACUACUUGCACGAACUCCGAGUCGACGGUUCACUGAGAACAGCUCGCGCUGGGGCACGCAGAGUUAUCAAGAUGUGAUGGCCUGCGUCGUCAAAUAUGGAAAACCUUCGCUGUUCAUCACGGUGACAUGCGACCCCGAAUGGCCGGAAAUCAAGGCGGCACCUGGGGCCGAAAUGGAAUGA